AUGGGGAUUGUUCAGCAAAUAAUGCAUAUCCUGGACUUUCCAGGAUUUCCUUGGAAAACAGUGAUUGCCGGUUUUUCGAUUGGUAAAUACGUGUGGGAUCUAUAUUUGCAACGUAGACAGGCUCCUUACUUGUUGAAAGAUAAUCCACCCUCAGUUUUGGCAGAACAUGUUGACGAAAAGAAAUAUCAGAAAGCUUUAGCUUACGCUAGAGAUAAAACGUUUUUGAGCACAAUUACUUCUACUUUUGCCUUGGUAAUUGACCUUCUCUUAAUUAAAUUUAACGGUCUUUCUUACUUGUGGAGUCUCACAAAGUUUCCUUGGAUGGAUCACUUGGCAGCCUCUGCUUCCAAAUUUAGUUUGUCCGUCGCUAUUUCCCACUCCUGUGUAUUUUUAUUUGCUGUCACUGUCUUCUCUAGUCUCAUCCAACUCCCUUUUUCUCUGUACUCUACCUUUGGAAUUGAAGAAAAAUACGGCUUUAACAAGUCCACCUUGAAAAUUUUCUUUAUGGACCUCUUUAAAGAGCUCACUAUCGGCGGUGCUUUAAUGAGUUUUCUGGUUUCCAUGUUUGUGAAGAUUACCAUGAAGUUUGGUGAUAACUUUGUUCUCUAUGCUUGGGGUGCCUACAUUCUCUUUGGUUUGGUUUUGCAAUCCAUUGCACCUUCUCUUAUCAUGCCUCUUUUCUACAAGUUUACUCCUUUGGAACAGGGCUCUUUACGUUCAAAAAUUGAAGAUCUUGCUGUCUCUAUUAAAUUUCCCUUGAAAAACCUUUAUGUAAUUGACGCCAGUCGCCGUUCAGCUCACUCCAACGCAUUUUUCUACGGUCUUCCCUGGAAUAAGGGUAUUGUGUUGUUUGACACCUUGGUAAAGAAUCACACUGAAGAGGAAUUGCUUGCCAUUUUGGGACACGAACUUGGCCACUGGUACUUGUCGCACAACAUGAUUCACACUUUAGUAGAUUACAGCAUGAGUCUUGCACAGCUCUUCAUGUUUGCAGCAUUUUUGCGUAACAACAGUCUUUACGAAGCAUUCGACUUUACAAAGGAGAAGCCCGUAAUUAUUGGCCUUUUAUUGUUUUCCGACGCCCUUGGUCCCAUGUCUUCCCUUUUGACAUAUGGUUCUAAUAAAAUUUCCCGCUUUUGUGAAUAUCAAGCCGAUGCUUUUGCCAAGAAGCUUGGUCUUGCUAAAGAUUUGGGAGACGGAUUGAUUCGUAUCCACAACGAUAACCUUUCGCCUUUGGAGUACGAUCCUCUUUAUACUUCUUAUCAUCACAGCCAUCCCAUUUUGACAGAUCGAUUGGCUGCUAUUAACUAUAUGGACCUGAAAAAGAACGAAUGA
Molecule: messenger RNA, 1335 nt
Organism: Schizosaccharomyces osmophilus
Lineage: Eukaryota; Fungi; Ascomycota; Schizosaccharomycetes; Schizosaccharomycetales; Schizosaccharomycetaceae
Gene: ste24
Product: ER membrane protease Ste24
Exons: 2
Coding region: 1-1335 (444 amino acids)
Biological process (GO): CAAX-box protein processing
Cellular component (GO): endoplasmic reticulum membrane
Molecular function (GO): metalloendopeptidase activity
Source: RefSeq, a predicted model, not a curated record